Messenger RNA from Peromyscus californicus insignis, 3908 nucleotides. RefSeq names its product transmembrane protein 167A (gene Tmem167a). NCBI's taxonomy places the organism in Eukaryota, Metazoa, Chordata, Mammalia, Rodentia, Cricetidae. Gene Ontology annotation, biological process: protein secretion; intracellular transport. The record is from RefSeq and is a predicted model, not a curated record. The transcript is spliced from 4 exons. The coding region runs from base 117 to 335 and encodes 72 amino acids.
AGGCGCCGCGAUAGGCCCAACCGGGCGGCUGGAGAGAGCGGGAAGCGCAGCGGGCGUGCAUCCUCUUCCGCCCCGGCCCGGAAGGGUGAUGUGGCUGGACCAGCACCGGCCUCACUAUGUCUGCCAUUUUCAAUUUUCAGAGUCUGUUGACUGUAAUCUUGCUGCUUAUAUGUACGUGUGCUUAUAUCCGAUCCUUGGCACCCAGCCUCCUGGACAGAAAUAAAACUGGACUAUUGGGAAUAUUUUGGAAGUGUGCCCGAAUUGGUGAGCGCAAGAGUCCUUAUGUUGCCGUAUGCUGUAUAGUGAUGGCCUUCAGCAUCCUCUUCAUACAGUAGCUUUGGAAACUACCAGUGUGUGAUUGCCAUCAGACUCUGUAAACAAGGACUUGCCUCCAGAAAAUAACGGGAAGAAUAGUUAACCCUUUUAUCUCUGAACAUGAAAUGAGAUAAAUUUUGAGAUGCUGUUCUCUGUUUUUAUGCUGUUGGACCAAUGAGCUAUAUAAAUAAUUAAGAUGUAACAGUUUAAUACACGGGAAUGUGAUUAUAGCGAUCAACCUCAGUUCUGUCAUCCAGUAUUACACUCUGGCAAACGUCGUUCUGUUGUGUGGGGACUGCUUUUCAUAAGGUUCUUGAGGGCACGAAGUAGAACACAGAGCUGGCGGGCGGAUUCCACAGGCUCCUUUCACUGGGCUGAAAAUGUCUUCACAGAGUGAGACCUUCUAACGACUGGCCUGUUGUAUUGAGAAAAACUGUUCUAUUUUUGUUGUUACUGUUCUAUGGAUUGCAUUCAUAUUUAAACCAUUGUGAUUGCUAACCAGAGUACCUCUGUUCUUGGCAAAUUAUUACAGGUGUAAAAAUAUUUCUUUAACAUAAGAGUGAGGCUUCUGGUCAAGUGUGGUCAAAGACAUAGAUGCCAUCCUAUGAAAAAGAAUGGAAAAAGCAGUGGAACAGUGAUAGACUUAAUUCAUGUGGUUUUCAUUCUCUUAGUGUCAAACCUUCCAAAUAGAGCAGCCAUUGUAGUUAUCCCAAAGGUGGGUUUGUUGUGUUUUUAGUGCAUCACUUUAAAUCUGGUUUCUUUUCUGUCAUCUUAAACUGGAAUCACUUCUGACUUUGUAGAUGAUAAACACAUCUCAUACCUGCUCAGUCUGGAUACUGUGGUCUAAGUAUCUCUCAGCUUUAACACCGAAGCAAGAAUUUGGGCAGUUUGUAAUAUGGGUGUGAGAAGACUGGCGAUGAAGCAUACAUAUCAAAGGGCACUUAGAAGUUGGUGUUCACCAGUUCUUCAGGUUCAGCUGGAAAUCCAGUGCUGUUUCAAAGCUAAGAGGAAUUAAAUCUACCUGAAAAUGCUUACUACACAUAACAUUUAUCAUUUAAAUACUGGUUUGGGCUGUACCUUUAAAAGUAAAAGGGAAACUUUUUCUUAGAAAUGAAAUUCCUACAGAAACAAAAAGUGCUGAACUUGAAGCCUUCUUUAAAGCAGCAUGUAUCUACUAUCACUCUGUAGCCCAAACAGGCACAAAGCUCGCUAGACCACCAGCUUUUACAGACUGCUUGAAGCUAUAUGGAUCAUAUCUAGGGUAACAUCGAGGACGCUUACUUUGUGGUUUCUUGGGAUUAUCUGUUUUCAAAAAGAUCUUUAGAAUGUCAGUAGCUAGUUAAAACUGGUGUAUUGUACUUUGGACAGGAAAUCAUAUGGUAAUUAUUCUACUCUGAACUGCAUCUUGGGCUUCAUAUUAGGUCAAGGAUUUUCAGGGCAUCCCAAAAGUAGGACUCCCUCAUCAGCAUAUUUGUGCACAGUAACCUUUCAAGGUCUGAUUUCAGGGUGGCCACCUGUUGUGCAUCUCUGCUACCAACUGAAUUUUCCAGAAGUGUUGUCAACUUUUUUCCUAAGUUAGAACACAUCUCAUAAAAAGGAGAGAAUAAAGGAUCUAGUCUAAGAUGUUCUGUUUAAUUUGCCAUUUCAGACAGUGUAUAUGGAAAUGAGAAGAGACAGAUAAAACAGUUAACUGUAUAGCAGCUUAUUUCUACCCUACCAUCCUGCUCUUUUAAAGUAUGAGUUCUUGGGAGUGUAGGAAAGAUACAAAGCUACAAGAUUUUAUAAAGAAGAGCAGUUAACAUUUUCGAUGUGUGAAAACUGACUCCUAUUUUCCAAGCCACAGAGUGAUGUAGGGUUGUGAAGCCCACAGAAUAUUCAGCUCUGUGCUGUGGUGGGAUGUGGAGAAGCAGUAAAGCACACCGGGCAGCUGGCCUCUGCACAGAGACAGUUUACAGCAGCGGGAGGGGGCCAUUGAGACCCAGAGCCAGCAAGCUCCACGUGUUCUCCCUGGUUACCUAGCUGGCUUGAGUCUUUAAUCCAUGUCUCACAAUCUGUUCUGUGUUGGCGUUUGGUUCCUGAUGAGUUUCAUCGGUGUCAUUGACAGGGCAGGGACAUGUCUUACUUCCAAGUAGUCUUGCAAGAUAGUCAAAGGCCACAUAUAUGUCAUAUUUGUCUUUUAAACUCCAGUCCAGUGUCUUGCUAAUAUCUUUUCUGCCUAUACCAGAAACUAUCUUAUAUGAUUCCAUUCAAGAUGUUUCCUGCUGGGGUUAGUAAGAAUAUGAAAUUUAUAAAUUUCUUCAUCUUCAUAAUAAAGUCUUAGUCUCAUACUAUAGGAUGACACGUAUUUCCAUGAAUUAACUUUUCCAAGUUUACAGAGUCCAACACAUCUUUGCCACUAUUUGUGAAAAAUAUUUAAUACUUGUAAAUAGUAUGUUUUAGGAAACAUUUACACACUUCAUAUGGUGUGUGACCAUUGAAAAUAGAAAAUCUAGCCAGGCGGUGGUGGCACACGCCUUUAAUCCCAGCACUCGGGAGGCAGAGCCAGGCGGAUCUCUGUGAGUUCGAGGCCAGCCUGGGCUACCAAGUGAGUUUCAGGAAAGGCGCAAAGCUACACAGAGAAACCCUGUCUCGAAAAAAAAAAAAAAAGAAAGAAAAUCUGAGUGCUUUCUCUUUAUUCAUAAUGUACAUUAAAGAUGAGACUAAUGUAUAUGAAGUAUAAUAUGCUAGCACUUGUUAUUGAGAUAAUCCCAAGGUUCUAGAAGAAAAUGAAGAACAAUGGUUCAUUGAGGGUAGAGCUUCUAGAAGAGCAUGGAAUCAGUUGAACUUGGCAGUGGUUUGCAAAACCACAGUUGGAUGUUAGGGAUUAUAUGUCCCUUAGUGUGUUGUGGCACUGAUGAAAUAUGGUGUGAACCAUUAGGUGGGCAGACGUCAUGGAGAGUCAUGUAUUUUACCUACCUCAAAACUGAAGUUGUGUCUUGUUCCUCCUGCCUCACAAAUCCUUCAGGGGGAUAAUUAAAUUUCCCUUGGUCUAUGAACAAAAAGGUUGACAGUGGAAUACAAUAGUAUAUUCUCUUGAUAUUUCUCUAAACAUUGUAAAGGCAACUAGGCAGUCAAGACAGAGUUUUCAGAAACUUGUAAAAUCUCGUAUACCAUCUGAUAAAAGUAGUCCCCAAUGUUAAAGCAAAUACCCACGCCAAAAGUGCACUGUUUACAUUUCCUGGAUGCACAGAAAAUAUUCCCACUCAUCAAGAACUUAAGCUUCACAAAAACCCUUGGAAAGUUUUUCCAUCUUUGCAAUCUGAAAAUACUUAGGGGCCACUCUUCUCUUACUUUUGUAUCAUCUAGUAAUAAUACAUGUUCUCAAAGUGGUGCUGGCAAUGACCCUGUGACCUUCACCAGAAACUGACUAGCUUCUGAGAAAUAACUUCAUAUUGUUUCUCCUUUGCUCUAAACUAAUUCUGAAAUAAACUGACAUGCCAUUCCAGUACCUUUUGGAGAAAAGAGAACUAUCGUAUUUAAAAGUGGAGGUAAUCACCCUACUCUGGUUAGUUCCUAUGUCUGCUAUGUAAUAAAAAGUGAAUUGUCAAAAUCUU